Messenger RNA from Drosophila serrata, 425 nucleotides. It is a transcript of the gene DptB, whose product is annotated as Diptericin B. Gene Ontology annotation, cellular component: extracellular region. NCBI's taxonomy places the organism in Eukaryota, Metazoa, Arthropoda, Insecta, Diptera, Drosophilidae. The record is from RefSeq and is a predicted model, not a curated record. Gene Ontology annotation, biological process: defense response to bacterium.
UCAAAGCAAAAUGCAGUUCGCUCACAGCUUCCUACUAAUCGCCUUGGCCUGCGCCUUCUCCAGCGCCUGGGCUUAUCCUGAACCCAAUCCUCAGCAAAAGAAUCCACCAAAUUUUAAUUUCACACCGCCUCCAGAUCGUCGUCCUUUCCAACUGAAUGGCGGUGGUGGCGGUUCUCCCAAGCAGGGCUUUGAUCUGAACCUUAAUGCCCAGGCUCCCGUGUGGCAGAGCAACAAUGGACGCCACUCCCUUGAUGCCACUGGCCAGUAUGGCCAGCACCUCGGAGGACCCUAUGGAAACAGUCGUCCCCAGUGGGGAGCCGGAGGUGUCUACACCUAUAGGUUCUAAAGGCACUGCCUGAGAUGCUUAAUACCUAUGUAAAUACUAUAACCAACUAUUAUAAAUAAAAUGUAUUCCCUCCAAGCAA